CUUUGUGUAGCCCAUGAGCGUCCAACAGGGUUAACUAUCACUCCGUCGCCUGCGCAGAAGUCGAGACGCCCGUCCGUGCUUUGGAAAAGCGCGUGACAACAAACCAAACCAUAACUUUGAACAGUAACGAUGCGCUCUCUCGCGCUGUGCAUGUCGCUCGCGCUCCGGUGCGUAAUUCUCCAGACCGCUUCGGAAUAUUCCUCCAAGUCUGAUUUAGAGUACGAGUUCUGGGACUACAGGGGAAAAUUUUGCAUCGACGAUCAGGGUUUUGUGUACAACAUCGGGGACGUCUAUUAUCCGGCUUCGACUGCUUGCCCCUGUACCUGCACGGAAGACGGACCGGUGUGCAUGCGGCCGAAGUGCCCGCGCAUACACCCGCGAUGCACACGCAUCAGAUACAAGUCCUGUUGUCCUGUAUGCGAGGCAGUCAGUAAAGUGUGCGUGUAUGGUAGAAAAACAUACAGACUGCUCGAGGAAUUUAAGUUAUCUCCCUGUGAACGGUGCCGCUGCGAGGCGAAUAGGCAAGUGUACUGCAGCAUCUCGGAAUGUCCGGCCCUGCACUGCGUGAACCCCAUAUACGAGCCCAACCGCUGCUGUCCUGUAUGCAAGAACGGGCCAAACUGUUUUGCGGGAAACCGCGUCAUCCCGGUGGGUGAGCGGGUGGAGGUGGACGAGUGGACCGUGUGCUACUGCACCUAUCGGGACGGAACAUGGCACACGCACCCGCACGCCACCUGCGAGCGGCGCCAGCAGCCAGACUACGGCACCGCCAGCAGCACGGAGGACUCGACCGAGCAGAUGGAGGAGCGUGAGCAUGAGAGAGAACGCGAGAGGGAGCGCGAGAGGGAGCGCGAGAGGGAGCGCGAGCGAGAGCUCCGGCCCAGGCUGGAUGUCAUCCCUUGAGGACCUGGCGGUGGGCAGCGGAGACGCGGGAGGGGGCGCAGGCACGUGCUGGCGGCCAGGAUAAACACAACCUGUGCUGGGUUGACAGCCAGCGCUGACCUCUUCCACCCCCUUCAGAGCUGAGAAUGCUAGUGGGAACGAUGCCAAAAACACACACAGUAGAUUCCACUCUGGGAAAUGUGUCAGCAAAAGUGUUAAUUUAUCUGCUGGUGAUUCACCCGGGUACCCACGGCAAAUUUCUGCAUUUCCCUGUUCUAACCCACCUCAUGAAGUCUUUCAUGAGCAGAGCUGGAACUGUUAGAACAGAGAAACAGGAAAGGUGCAGGACUCACUUAGCCAGUGUCAGGUCUGAAAUACUUAAAUCACACUUAAAUUGCAUCUUUGAUUAAACAUGCGGUGUCCUCUCUUUUCAUAUGUUAUGAAUUAUAUUGUAAGCAGUAUUCUAUUGUGUUGUGGUCAUGUGACAAAAUAUUCUGUGGGGUUUCUUGGACAGAGGAAGAGUCCUUUCUGUUUUAUGUCACACUCUUCUCAUGUGUGAAGCCAAACUUUUAUAAAAAUGAUCAUUCCUAGGUAUCAGUCCUAGGUUUACCUGUGGUAUAAUUAAACUGAACAUGUUGCAUCUCAAGACUAAAAUCACGUUUGGAAGAUGAAGAGAGUGGAAUACUAUGUCAUAUCUCCUUACAUACAGUUCCCUUUAAAGGGCUAGUCCUCACAGAAAUAUAGAACUUGCUCUGCAGUCAACUCAGGUUUAAAAUGAUCUCUCGCUUCAUAUAUUGUUUGCUGUCUACCUGUUCAAGAAUAUUAUUCACUGUUCAUUUCAUACAUUUAGUUUUUGUUGAGUUACUAAAUGCCUUUAAUGCAUGCAAAGUCAGUAAAAUAACAUUUUGUAAAUAUUGUGUUUAUCAUGUCAAAUAAAGCUGUUUAAACCAGGA
Messenger RNA from Electrophorus electricus (electric eel), 1835 nucleotides. RefSeq names its product von Willebrand factor C domain-containing protein 2-like. Gene Ontology annotation, molecular function: protein binding. Gene Ontology annotation, cellular component: AMPA glutamate receptor complex. Gene Ontology annotation, biological process: negative regulation of BMP signaling pathway. The record is from RefSeq and is a predicted model, not a curated record. NCBI's taxonomy places the organism in Eukaryota, Metazoa, Chordata, Actinopteri, Gymnotiformes, Gymnotidae.